AUGGUCUUUUUACUUCGGAUGAUUGCAAGAGGGCUAUCAGGCCUGCUUGUACUCAAUCUUUUCUGUCGACUUAUCAGAGAACCAUUUCUGCCAUGGUUUCACGAUUGGAUGCUGACCUGUCCGAACUCGGCUGCAAGGUGCCAUUUACUCUGGCAAAGAUGGCCAUUUGUUGAAAGGGUAAUUUGGAAAAUCCUGGACUACAUAGAGAUACACCAUUAUGCGUAA
Molecule: messenger RNA, 225 nt
Organism: Lachancea sp. 'fantastica'
Lineage: Eukaryota; Fungi; Ascomycota; Saccharomycetes; Saccharomycetales; Saccharomycetaceae
Source: the annotation of a GenBank genome assembly